Molecule: messenger RNA, 1095 nt
Organism: Scedosporium apiospermum
Lineage: Eukaryota; Fungi; Ascomycota; Sordariomycetes; Microascales; Microascaceae
Exons: 2
Coding region: 1-1095 (364 amino acids)
Biological process (GO): mitochondrial proton-transporting ATP synthase complex assembly
Cellular component (GO): mitochondrial inner membrane
Source: RefSeq, a predicted model, not a curated record
AUGGCCGUUCCUAGGACGAGGGCCGCGGUGGCCCUCCUGGGUCCCUCGAAACGGCCCCUCCCCUGUUUGCUCUGCCAGUGGCAUCGCACCAUCUCCACAACCCCUAGUUACUCUCUCCCCGACCCUAAGCCGUCAACGACGAAGACGGGCAAGCCCGACACCCCGGCUCCGGCUCCGGCCCCGACUGCCUCUGUCCGAGCUGAACAUGUCCCCGCCGGCGCGGCUAUCAACGCGCCGAGAUCCUACGGCAAGCGCCUUGAGGACUUCACUCCGGAGCCUCUUCCCCGACCCAUUGGCAUGCCCCACCCUCCCAUGCCUGGGGAGAAUACCGGCAUUGAUCUGCGAUCCAUAAAAGAACGGCGUGAUGACUUUGUGAACUACGACAAACAUCUUAUCCGGCGUCAGGAGCUUAAAGAAAAGAUCUCACGUCCUUACUUCCGCGACUGGACCAACCUCCAACACCACGACGGCAAAUCCUUCAUCGCCCCUCCCCGCCUCUUCCGCGCCGACAAGGCCCUCUACUUCCCCAACCUCCACGGCCAGACCCUCCACAAGGACGGCGCCGAGCGCGACACCACCCCGCAGCUCUGGGGCCGCGCCUCUGUCAUCGCCGUCUUCAGCAGCCAAUGGGGCGAGGAGCAAGUCAACUCCUUCAUCUCCGAGAAAGCGAACCCGGCUUUAGCGGAGGUGCUCGCGAGCGAUCCCAUCCACGGACAGGUCGUUAGGGUGAACGUUGAGGAUAACUCGAUGAAGGCGUGGCUCGUGACGAUGUUCAUGGGAUCUCUGAGGCGAAGGUUGGGAGAGGAGAAUUGGGGGAGGUAUUUCCUUGUGAGGAAGGGCGUUAGCGAUUACAUCAAGGAGUCAAUCGGUUUGCUUAACGGCAAGGUCGGAUACGUCUAUCUUGUCGAUCCUCAGUGCAGGAUACGGUGGGCGGCUAGCGGACCUAGCUUGCCGGAUGAGAAGGAGGGCCUCGUCAAGGGCCUUAGGAAACUCGUCGGGGAAGCUCGCGAAGUUGCGGAGCAGAUGGCCGCCGAGAAGAAGACUGCAGAGCAAGCUCAGCUCGCGGAGGGCAACCCUACAGAGGCAAAUGUGUAA